Messenger RNA from Brenthis ino (lesser marbled fritillary), 1104 nucleotides. The record is from the annotation of a GenBank genome assembly. NCBI's taxonomy places the organism in Eukaryota, Metazoa, Arthropoda, Insecta, Lepidoptera, Nymphalidae.
AUGUUAAAAAUUAGUAUUGCCAGAUUCAUUGGGAACAAAGCAAUAUGUAAUGUAAGGUGUUUAUCACAAGAUAGAUCUAUUAAUUUUGGAAACGAAACAAAUAAUGAAAAAUACAAAAGAAUCAGCGAUUGUUAUGCUGGGAAAUCGAUUUUUGUUACUGGAGGUACAGGUUUUGUUGGCAAGGUUUUAAUAGAAAGACUUCUACACACUUGCUCUGACAUCGAAAAGAUCUAUGUUUUAAUUCGGGAGAAGAAAGGACAAAGUGUGGACAAAAGACUUGAGCAGAUGCUUGAUAUUCCUACAUUUCUCUACUUUUCCACUGUCUUCUGUAAUGCGGAUAAGAGUUUGAUAGAUGAGGUGAUUUACCCAAGAAUAUGUGACGAAAAAGAAGUGUACAAUUUCUUAGAUACAUAUGGAGAUAAUCCUAAAGUAAUUAAACAGCUUUUAGAUGGACAACCCAACAGGUACACACUAUCGAAAUCUAUCUGCGAGAAUUUCUUACAGGAUGAGCAUAAACCACUACCAACUGUCAUUGUGCGACCUGCGAUUGCCUUCCUCCUCUCCAUCCAUCAUGUCACAUCUAUAUGGAAUUGUUCCCUCGACUCAGACUGCUCCAGCUUGAGAGGAAGUAUAUGUAAUGCUGGAAUUUGCGAAUGCAGACCAGGAAGCCAGUCUGUUCUUGGAGGCACCAUGUGCGCUGAUAGCGUCAAUGAAAAUUGUGUCGUAAACGAAGACUGCCAAUUUCCUGGAGGAGUUUGCAACAUCAACGACUUUAGAUGCAUUGAGACAAUUGGUGGUGCGUGCGCGCAACACUCAGAUUGUGUUAUAGAGAACACUGUGUGUAGAAACAGCUUGAGAGGAUUCACUUGUCAAUGUGAUGAUGAAUUUGUGGAAUCUAAUAGUCUUUGUUGGCCAAAGACAAUAGCAUUCAAGGAGUACAGAAGAUGUACUGCGCCGACCUCAAGUCAUUGGGAAAUGGGCAGGGAGAAGAAGAAGAAGUGUACGCGUAGACACAACGUGCACUCUCUAUUCCUGUCAUUUCACUCCCGAUGGGACGAUAAUUCAACACGACCAGUGAGAGAUGAGGCGCAGGAACGACAAUUU